Molecule: messenger RNA, 3147 nt
Organism: Salvelinus sp. IW2-2015
Lineage: Eukaryota; Metazoa; Chordata; Actinopteri; Salmoniformes; Salmonidae
Source: RefSeq, a predicted model, not a curated record
UUUCUAGCGAUAGUUCACUAAUUAGAUUCACCUGUGGCAAAAUUGWUCCUAUAGCUGCGCUCGCACACCGCUAAUUAUGAACUUCGAAAUAAUUUUGGAGGAUGCUUUCGUCAGCAAUAAUGUUGGAGCCAUCACAGCAGCACUUCUGAGGGAGAAAGCCUCCAAGUCGUUGGUUAACAGAUUGAACAAAGUCGCUAACAAGGAACUUGACAGAAGUGUGUUCAAAAGUGUCACUUUGCUUUUGAGAGCAAUUGAAGAUGUAUGCCAGUGUGAUGAAGACUGCUUUAACAGCCUGGCCAGGCAAGGUCUCGUUUACAAGAUGUUGACGUGGUUUGAAAGAGCUGCAGACUUUCUGAAAAUGGACGAAUACAAAGGCGUGAAGGACCUGCCCAGCCUUAUUGAGACCUUUUUUGAUUUUUUCCUGCGUUUGCCUCCUUCUAUUGAAGACAGAGGUCAGCUCACCAGCGUCUUCCUGCUGCAUGUUGGAGUGAUUGGGACUGACCCAGACGUCACGUUUAGUCUGAGAUUAGAGGCUAUAAGGACGAUUAACUCGAUCCUCGACAAUACCACAAAAGAAGAGAGGAGGAAACUGAGCAUGUCCAAAGACCAUUGUCUACUCCUUGAAAAAUUUGCAAAAGUAAUUCUCAAUGUGGGCGACUAUGAGAUGCAGGUGGCCCUAUCAGAAGCACUCUGUCGAAUGACCAUAAAGAGGUCGAGGAAAGAGCUGACCAACAAGUGGUUUGCCAACCCAGUUUUUGCAGAGGGCUUCAACGCAAUAAACGAUACAGAAUUUGAGAUAGACUGCAGAACUUUUCUCAAUGACUUGAACAGCUAUUUUGGAGAUGAAAGAAGGGUGUUCACGUUCCCCUGCAUCUGUGUGUUUCUUGACACCACUGAGCUGUUCAUGCCAGAGGAUGAGAAACUGGAACAUUUCUGGGUGGACUUCAACCUAGGAACGUCCUGUAUCAGCCUCUUUGUCAACAACCCCGAGGGUUCACUGUGGGAAUCAAUCCAUUUGCUAAGAGCAGACGUCUUUAGGUUCAGUGUGUGUGACUGUGAUAAUCAGACCAUUCUGACUGUUCACCUGUCCAACCCCCUCACCUAUCGCAUGACCAAGGGAAAGAUGGUCCAGAUCAUCUUCGAUUCCAAGCAUGACAUCCUGGACGCUGCCAAGAGGGUCUUUGAAAGCAAACGACUACUGCAAAGUGUACGUUCAGAUGACCAGACAUCGAUACAACAUGUCAUGGAACCCUUGCAAUCAGUAGAUCUCGACGUGCUAGCUGCAUUGGAGACCUCAUCACUGUCCCCUACUCUGGCAACUGCAGGCAGCACAGAGAUCCCUGCUGUAAACCAGACCAGUCUGGCAACAGCUCUGUCUCGGGAAAGAAUUGAAACUUCACCGGAGGACAUCUUCGAACUGUGUGCCAGCUCUGACACUGAGGUGGCCAGAGCAAAAACAAGGCUCUUCAGCACUCAGUCUCUCUCCUCUGGCGGGUCAACACACUCCACCCCAACCAACAAGGAGAAACCGAAGCAAAAGUCUAAAUCAAAAGGCUCUCCUCCUCCCCCUGCUGAGGCUGGCAGCAGUGUGAUCCUGUCCCAGCGGGCCAAACACGACUACACCAGGAAGAAGCCCAAAACCAAGAGCAAACUGAAGAUUCUCCCACUGUCCUCUCCCAGCAGUGCAGAYGAGGCCUCCCCUGUCAAGCACCGUACACCAGCAUGCAGAUCAGCGGGGGGAACACCAAGUAAAAACAUUGCAGAACGGCUAUUUGACAGCUCAAAGAGGAAGAAUCUCUGGAUUUCCCCCCUCCGUCCAAACUGCUUCCAAGAUGUGACUGGGGAGGACUGGGAUGAAUCUGUGUUUCACCGGGAGGAACAAGAUGAAUCUACACCUACUGACCAUGUUCCCAAUCAGGAGGCUGGAAUUCAUAGGAAGAGGCCUUGGGCCUCAGCAGAGCGUGCUGACUCGGGAGGUGCAGCGGAGAAGAAGAGUGUGCCGCUAGAAAGUGAUCCAAGGCAAAGACCCAGGGCCUUCUUUCCCUCAGAACCUCUCGAGGAGGCUGCUGAAUCAAUGAGCAGAGUGCUGAAUGAGGAGGUGGAGUCUGAGAUGGAGAUGGGCUCUGGAGUCAUCGCUGCUUUCCAGACCUUCAAGAGCCAGCUGAGAGCACACUUCUCGUCCAGAUACAAGAAGAUUGAAGCCCGCUCCCUGCAGUCUCUGAUGGACUGUCAGAAAAACGUCACCUCUCUCCUGGGUGCUGUCCACGACAGCAGGCUGGUCCACCUGGAGCGCUUCCAGGCCACCGUAGUCCAGGAGCUGGGCCGCCUGGAGAAUGACUGCAUCUCGCUCAAAGAGAUCGAGGGGGAAACUGUGAACUUUUGGCAGAGCGAGUCUCAGUCCGUGCGGUCGUUCUGUGACCGACAGCAGCAGAGGUUAGAGUCACUAGGAGAGCCCAGAGAUGGCUGGAGCAGCAUGUCACAGAGGGAGGAGGCUGCAGCACCACCGGAACCUCCAAAGUAGAACGCUGGUGACAAAGGAAAUAGAAGCUAAGRCUCUCCAGUUCCUGAUGAAACCAACACCACUUUGGACCUUUAUACUGACAUUGAACCAUGAGUGACGUCGUACAGACACGUAAUGGCUGAUAGACCGUGAACAAAGUUCUCACACAGGCAAUGACCUACCUUGCUCAUUUAUUUUUUUCUGCCAUUGUUCAAAAUACACUCAAUUAGAGCUAAUACAUGAAUAGCUGAAGGAUAAUAAUAGGCUGAUGAAUUUCAGGGACUUGGUUAGACAUCAGAGAGCAAGGCAGACCAUGCGUGUUUAUUUUUUUAAUUAACUUUUGUCAUGUUUGUCGAUAGCCACUCAAAGACAUUCAGUGAUUGAUUGAGAAAUGCAAUGUAUGAAGUCUACGAAAGUCAUCAGGAAAGCCUGUAAAAUAUAAUUUUUCUAAAGAACCAGUCAAAUGUUUACUAUGUUUUGCACCCAUAAACUUGCAUUCAAAUACAGUGGGAUAUAUCAGGUAGGUUUAGCAGUGUUUCUAAAGCAUCUUUAGUUUAACAAUGAUUUGAGUGAAUGCUCUGGAGGGAUAUUUUUAGUGAGUACAUACCGGAGGCUAUAUUCAAUAAAGGCAUAGUUGUGGCCAAAUA